This is a messenger RNA of Monodelphis domestica (gray short-tailed opossum), 15134 nucleotides long. It is a transcript of the gene MYPN, whose product is annotated as myopalladin. NCBI's taxonomy places the organism in Eukaryota, Metazoa, Chordata, Mammalia, Didelphimorphia, Didelphidae. The record is from RefSeq and is a predicted model, not a curated record.
GAAGAAAUGAUCAAAAUUAGUUAUAAUUCAUUGAUUAGUUAUAAUUGGAUAAUAAUAUGUCAUUUUAAAGCAAACUAUAAGGCUUAUAAUCUACUUCUGGGAAACUUGAUUUUUUCAAAUAGCCAAGUACUAACCUGUGCUGUGGAAUUUUCUCAUUUGAAAAAUUUUCAGUAGCAGAUCCCUUAUGAAUUUGAACAACCAAGUUUCUUUCAGCAUUUUAUGUUAGAAAACACUGUACUCUAGAUUGGGCAGAAACUUAUCCUUAACACAAAGUCAGAUGACGCAGAGAUCAUUUUUACCUCUGAGGCAGAAGUGGUAUCAAAACUCUCUGAGCACUUCAGAUUCAGCAUAUAAUAACUUUUAUACACGGAAAAUACUUUUUUUUUUUUUGAAACAUAGCAGGGAUUGGCAGAAAAGCAGAAAAUCCAGAAAAUAGACCUAUUUUAGUAGUACAUUAUUCCAAAGGCUUACCAGCCAAGUGAUAACUUCCUUUGUCACAGAUCUUCUGAUUCCUUGGCAUUCCCAGGGAUCAUCUCAGUCUAAGUCAACUCUUUUCUUUUCAUCUCAGUCUAAGUCAACUCAGGAUUGCUUUGGGUAAGAUCUUCUUUCUCCCUCCAAAAAAAAAAAAAAGGUUUGCUUUUACCUGUGGUAUGAUUAAGAAAAACACUUUUAAGAUGGACUUUUUAAAAACCUUUAUGUCCUAGUUUAAAAAAAAAAGGAAGACAGAGAAUAGAAGCAUCAUGCUUGUAUCAGAAUUCUUGAAUUACAAAAAGAAUUAUGCACUUCUGAGCAGAAAAUAAUCAAAAUGUUGGGAUCUAAAAUGCAGAUCUACUAGGGUUUUUUUUUUAAUACAUCUUUUACUGUUAUAUUAGCUGAUUUAAGUUCCUCAUUUUUUAAAACUGAUGGCCUCUUCUCAGGAAGUUCAAGGUAGUAUGCCAAAAAAGCUUCUUCCACAAUAACUAGAUGGAAGAGUAAACAGUGGAAGAUUAGUAAAAGUACUUUGUGGUUUUCUCUGCGAUCUUUAUCUUGUAAAGCUAUUUUAACUUUUUCCACUUUCAUUCCUCAAUCUCACUAUGCUAUCCAUUUAACUCUCCUUUGCAGUGUAAAUCAGUUCCCAUGUCAGUAUCCUUUUCCUAGACAGAAAGGAGAAUAUCACUGUCAUAGUACAAUAGUACAGUAGCACAGUCUGCUGUCAUAAAUUCUAUGUUAAUUUAUAAGGUGUAUAAGAAAAGUCUUAUCCUUUCAGGGGAGCCAUCUAUAGCAUAGCUGUUGAAUACAACAAUCAUCCCAGUUCUGCUCCAGUGGUUCCACCUUCCCUUGGCCCUAACCCAGUCUUAGACAUGCCUCUUUUGAGAGCAGUGUACCCUGGCAGCACAUAGUGACCAGCACCUCCAAAUACUGGCACCAUACCCAGGAACUGGGGAAAGUGAGAAUGCUCUCCCCACCACAUCCUCCCCCAAAAAGGACACUUUAUGAGAAGCCACACCUCCUAUUAAUGACAGAAAGUAAAAUAAUUAAGUCUAGAAAAUGCUCUCAGGACACUGCUUUUUCAAAACUGAGAAAUUAUAAAGACAGUUUAGGAAAAAUAGAAAUUGUUUAUCUGAAUAGUGUAUUUAUUGAAGGGAGCUAAUUUAAGGCAAAACAAAAAAUCUUUUACAGUUUGGCAUGACUUUUUUUUUUGUCAUUUGUUUUAAACCUUACCUUCUGACUUAGAAUUGAUACUAAGUAUUGGUUCCAAGGAAGAACAGUCAAGGUUAAUCAAUGGGAGUUAAAUGACUUGCCUAGGGUCACACUGCUGGUAAGUGUUUGAGGUCACAUUUGAACCCAGGACCUUCUGUCUCUAGGUCUGGCUCUUUAUCUUCUGAGUCACCUAGCUCUCCCACUGGCAUGACUUUCUUACCCCUACCUUUUAUUUUGGCUAUGUAAACAUGGAAAUCUAUGAUAAAAUUUUUAUCACAGUAAUUAACUUCAGUAAAUAAACAUUUGGUUUCUACUCAAAAUUCUAGGAAUAGCCAUCGCAAGGUAACUUCAAAGUGAUUAAAGACCUUUUACUAAAAUGGGAAAAUUUAUACUAAGAGAAAAUAUUUUGAUUUCAAGAAGAAAAUUAUGUUUGUAUGCUAAAAAUAUUAGAAUGAUUCUUUUUAGAGUGAUUCAACUAGUCGGGGGUCUUUAAAUGUGGAUUUUUCCAAAUCUUAGUUAUUCACUAAGACGAAUAAUGUUUCUGUGGUCCAUGAUCUGUUAGGAAAGCAUGUAUUCUAAACUUAGCAGCCUAAGGUUUUGAUAAGGCUUGUGUUUUUGGAAAUGUAUACAACUACCAGUGUCUUCAGGGCAAUUCUCAAAGGCAGACUAAAUUACAGAGUGGCAAAGACCUCGAUCAGUGGACCAAAUACCCAUAAUCACAGGAUCACAGAUCUUUGUAGCAUCAAACUGUAAAAAGAAUGUUAUCUAAGAACCUGUACUUUGACCAAGUAGAUAUCUGAGGAUAUUAGACUAGGUAAAUGCUUUUUUUCUUACUAGGUUUGAUCCCAAAUGUGAUUGGAGACAUCUGUUUUCUGUUUUCUUUACCUUUUAAAGCAAUUUCCUAAAAUAGGAUCUCAGGUUCUGAUGGGCAUGAAUGAGAACUACAUAGAGCAAACCCUUAUUUGAAAACAUGAAAUAUUGGGGGUUUGAAACAGUCUUUCUCAACCACUCUUAUUGUCAUAUUCUUCUUUUUCUCAGUUUGUUUGCUUGUUUGUUUGUUUUCCUUCCUUUGGAAGGCCUUUCAUUUGUUUCUUUUAAUGUCAGGUUUUUCAGCCUUCUGGUAUUCAGACAGCUCAGGACCACUUCUGUCUAUAAAAUGAUAUGCCACAAUCUCAUAUCAGUUUGCAAGCUUAUAAGUUCCUAACAUUUUAGGUGGUUUGAUGUGAGAAAUCAAGACUCUUGUAAGUUACAGACUUCAUCACAAAGAAAAGUCUACACUCUUCUCUUUCUGUUUUGAAAUGAGUGCUUUUUAUUUUGACAAAAUGUAAUGUCCUGUGCAUUGAGCAUUGUCCCAAAGCUGAAUUAACAAUCUACUCUUUGAGCAUCUGUCUUUAGGUGAAGUUCUACAAUUAGAAAAACUCAGUGCCCAUAGGUGCUGCUCUGCAAUGGAAUCCCUUUGCUCAGUGUUCUUCUGCCCAAUCAGGUGGAAUGUUUCACAGGCACAUGGUUUCUACAGCUCAAAAUAACUUGGGACCUGCAAACUGACAAAUGCUCUGGCCUCGGUGGUGACAGGUUGUCCAGCUUCUUGCAGCCAUCUUCACUGAGACGAAGGUUGUUAACUCCUCGCUCUCUAUGGACAGCUACUUUCUGUGUCCAAGGACGUGAAGACUUCCCAUGUUUCUCCUGGCCUUUCGUCUUAAAGUUCUCCGGGAAAAUUGGCAUCGCUGUAGAACGCAAGGGCUGGAGAUUCUCAUCUGGGACAAUUAAAAAAAUAAAGUAUGCAAGACGACAACAUCGAAGCUUCCACGUCCAUAUCUCAGCUUCUAAGGGAAAGCUAUUUAGCUGAAACCAGGCAUCGGGGAAACAUUGAGAGAAGUCGGGCAGAGGCUACCCCGAAUCCCUUCCAUUUUAGUAGCCUUGCUGGAGCUGUUGGAGGAGGAGGAGGAGGAGGAGGUCAAGAUGACCUUCCAGAUCUUUCUGCCUUCCUGAGCCAAGAAGAAUUAGAUGAAAGUGUCAAUCUGGCAAGGCUGGCCAUCAAUCAAGACACUAGAGAGAGCAAAGCUGAUGACUCCCCAACCAGAAAACAUCUUUCUUCUGAUCAGCUGAAAAAUUCCACCAAAUCAAGUCCUGAAACUAACUUCUACCAAUAUCAUCCCGACUCUGAGGCCAACGCCAAAGAAAGCACUCAAGAAACGAAGAAGCCUCCGUAUAGUUCAGAAACGCAGUCCAAAAAAGUGUUCUUAAACAAGGCUGCUGACUUCAUUGAGGAGCUCUCUUCCCUCUUCAAAGCUCACAGUUCCAAGAGGAUCAGACCUCGCUCCUGCAAAAACCACAGGAGCAAGUUGGAUCCCCUAAAUAAAGCCCCCCAGGAAAACUGCACCAGUUUUUCUGGCCUGUCUGAGAGGCGAGAAAGAUCAUCUAUUCCCAUUCCCAUUCCUCAGGACACCCAGGAUAAUGAAGUCAACCAUGCCCUUGAGCAGCAGGAGGCUGAGAGACUUCAGGAACUUGAGCUAGCUACCAAUGAGAUAACCAGUAGUGAUGCCACUCCAGAUUCAUCGCCUUCCUCUUUGUAUUAUGAAGAGCCUCUGGGCCAACCACCACGGUUUACUCAGAAGCUAAGGAGUAGAGAAGUUCCAGAAGGAACUAGAGUGCAGUUGGACUGUAUAGUAGUAGGAAUCCCACCGCCUCAAGUAAGGUGGUAUUGUGAAGGGAAAGAACUGGAAAACUCACCUGAUGUUCACAUCGCCCAGGCUGGAAACCUGCACACACUGACCAUCGCUGAAGCCUUUGAGGAUGACACAGGGCGUUACUCCUGCUUUGCUUCCAACAUUUAUGGAACAGAUUCAACUUCUGCAGAAAUUUAUAUAGAAGGUGCUUCAUCUUCUGACUCUGACGGGGACAUUAGUAAGGAAGAUAUGAAUCGGGUCCAGAAGCCAAGUGAGACGUCAUCACCUCCUCUUAACUCUGCCAUCAUCCCACAGGAAGCAGCAGAAGCUCAGCCUAGUGUGGUCCAGCCUCUCUUAUCUACCAUUCAGCAGUGUCAGAGCCCUACAAACUAUUUACAAGGACUAGAUGGAAAACCAAUAAUAGCAGCUCCUGUGUUCACAAAGAUGCUGCAAGAUUUAUCAGCUUCUGAGGGUCAACUAGUUGUUUUUGAAUGCAGAGUGAAAGGAGCACCAUCUCCCAAAGUUGACUGGUACAGAGAAGGGACAUUGAUAGAAGACUCUCCAGAUUUUCGAAUUUUACAGAAAAAACCAAGGUCCAUGGCUGAACCAGAGGAGAUUUGUACUCUGGUCAUUGCCGAAGUAUUCUCAGAAGAUUCUGGGAAUUUCACUUGUACAGCAAGCAACAAGUAUGGCACAGUGUCGAGCAUUGCACAGUUGACUGUGAGAGGAGCUGAGGACCAUAGCAAUAAUGUGGGUCACUACACAGCCAAUUCCAUGGGCAACUCAACUGUGGUUGAAAACCAAUCAUCCCCACCUAACCCAGAACCCCGUUCCAUGGAACAACCCCCCAAACCCAAACUUGAAGGGGUUCUGGUGAAUCACAAUGAGCCCAGGUCCAGCUCUAGGAUAGGCCUUCGAGUACACUUCAAUUUACCUGAAGAUGACAAUACAAGCAGAACAUCUGCUGAAGAUGAAGCAGGGAUUGCUGACCAGAUGCCAACUGACCUUCUACAGGAUCGCUUCAAUGGACAGAUAGCAAGGACACCCGAACCUUCUUCACCCAUCAAAGAGCCCCCUCCUGUACUAGCUAAACCAAAACUUGAUUCCAGUCAAUUACAGCAGCUUCACAACCAGGUUUUAAUGGAGCAGCAGCAGCUGCAGUUCCUACCUUCCUCAUCUCCAAAGGAGUUUUCUUUUAACCCAAGCACGACAAACUCCCCUGCCGCGCAGAUGAAGGCCCCUCGGUCCCAGACAUUCACUUACACGCGGCCUAAACAGUUCUUCCCGUCUCAGUCCACUUCUAGCCCUUCGGGGUCUCCCUUCAGCGGCAGCCUUCAAGCCAUCCAGAGGACGGCGAGUAAAGAAAACCUGUUGGGUUCGCAUUCCUCUGGGCAAACGAGGUCUCUGGGGAGCUUUUCCAGCCAGAAUGAACUCCCCUUUCCGGCAGAAUCCCCACAGUCCCCCCCACCCACGUUCUCGGUCUCCAGUGGGAACCAGUUUCAGCCCCGUUGUGUGUCCCCAACUACCACUGUGUCUCCCACGGGCAGGAUCCAAAACCCCGUGGCCUUCCUCAGUGCGGUCCUGCCUUCCCUGCCAGCCGUGCCCCCCACCAAUGCCAUGGGGCUGCCUCGGAGCGCGCCGUCCGCACCACCUCAGGGACUGAUAAAGAAAAAUCCAAAGUCUCCUCAGUCAGUGGUAGAUGACCACAUUCGUGAAAAUAAGGCUGCAGUGAUUUUGGACUUGGAAAAAAAAAUGCAUUUCAGUGAUGUCCGAUUAAGCCAGCAGGAGUACAAGAUUUCAAGCUUUGAGCAGAGGCUAAUGAAUGAGAUCGAGUUCCGUUUAGAACGUACCCCUGUGGAUGAAUCCGAUGAUGAAAUCCAACAUGAUGAGAUCCCUACAGGCAAAUGCAUUGCCCCUAUCUUUGACAAGAGACUCAAGCACUUCCGAGUUACAGAAGGCUCUCCAGUGAAAUUCACCUGCAAAAUUGUUGGAAUACCUGUUCCAAAGGUUUAUUGGUUCAAGGAUGGAAAGCAAAUUUCUAAAAAAAAUGAACAUUGCAAGAUGAAGAGAGAAGAAGAUGGGACAUGUUCUUUGCACAUUGACUCAACCACGAAUGAUGACGAUGGAAACUACACAAUCAUGGCUGCCAAUCCACAGGGGAGAAUCAGCUGCUCUGGCCACUUAAUGGUACAGAGUUUGCCCCUGCGUGGUCGCUUUACCUCAACUCAUUCUCACAGGGGCAGAGCCCGGAUCCCAGAAGGAGAAAAAGAACCUUUACAGGAACGAUUUUUCAGGCCUCAUUUCCUUCAGGCUCCUGGCGAUAUGGUUGCUCAUGAGGGACGGCUCUGUAGACUGGACUGUAAGGUGAGUGGCUUGCCACCGCCGGAACUGAUGUGGCUGCUCAACGGCCACCCGGUCCUGCCAGACAGCACCCACAAGAUGCUGAUUAGAGAGACGGGGGUCCACUCCCUGCUCAUUGACCCUCUUACCCAAAAGGACGCCGGGACCUACACGUGCAUCGCUACCAACAAGACAGGAAAGAAUUCCUUCAGCCUAGAGCUCACCGUAGUAGCCAAAGAAAUCAAGAAAGCACCUGUGUUCCUAGAGAAACUGCAGAACAGUGGUGUGCCUGAAGGCCAUCCUGUUAGAUUAGAGUGCCGUGUGGUAGGCAUGCCACCCCCUGUGUUCUACUGGAAGAAAGACAACGAAACCAUCCCUUUCACCAGAGAAAGAAUCAGCAUGCACCAAGAUACAACAGGUUAUGUCUGCCUUCUCAUCCAGCCAGCCAAGAAAUCAGAUGCUGGAUGGUACACGCUGUCUGCCAAGAAUGAAGCUGGCAUCGUGUCAUGUACUGCAAGGCUUGAUAUCUACGCCCAGUGGCACCAACAGCUUCCACAGCCCAUGUCGGUACGACCCAGUGGCAGCCGCUAUGGAUCCCUCACCAGCAAAGGACUUGACAUUUUUUCAGCCUUCUCAUCUAUGGAAAGUACGAUGGUGUUUUCGUGCUCUUCUCAGAGUAUGGUGGAAAGUGAAGAACUUUAAAAGCCUCAGGGCUCCUGUUAUGGAGGUGAAGGACGGAUGAGAGAAAAGAAGCCCACAGUCACCACCACCAAGAAGAGAUAAGCCAAGAGAGGUUUCCAAGCAACUAGUUUUUAGUAAGUUAUCACACAGCUGGACUUGUUGCAAGGAAUACUCUGAGCAAGCAGACUGGGGAGUUUCUCAGUCACAGCAGAGGAAGAAAGGGGGUGCUGUACCUUUUAAAAAUUUGAACAAAAGAGAAAUGAGGGGAUACGGUAUAAUUAAACCAAAAAUGCCACAUAGUAGUCUGCCACUACUCUGGGCAAAAGCUACUGCUCUGUCCAUCCCAUGCUAUGUUAGAGAAGUGUAGUGCUACCAAAAAUAUUCUCAGAGGCAAUAAGCUUGUGCUAGACGGUACACACCAUAGUGCCCUAGAAAAGGGCUAACUCACCAAAUUCAAGAGGAGGGAAGGAGGCCAAGAGAUCACGACCCACUCUCUCCAGUCAUGCCGAUAGUAGUAAUUUGAGGAGAGCUUCUCAAAUCCACUUUGUUAUAGCAUUGUAGGGGGAUGACAUAGAACAAAUGUAUAUAAAGAAUCAAGUGCACCCUUUUCAUCUUGAGCAAACUGAACUGCACUAGAGGUUGCCAAGAAUGAGCGACAUGUUUAUUGUAGGCACUCAGACCUACCCGAUGCAGUGUAGCAAUAUCUUGUCAUGCCCAGCCCUCUUCGUGGUUGGAAUGGUUGCCUAUGACGCUGUCUGCUCCGUGUUUUUUCUGUUUCUGAGUGUGACUACUAAAUUAUAUUCACCAAGAACUGAUUUUUCCAUUCUAUGUCAUAAUCAGUUUAUUCCUGACUUAUCCUACUGAGCAUUGACCCAGUAGAGUACAUUGACUAAACUAGCCAAAGAGGAACCUGGAGAAAUGCUGAGAAAUCUCCAGCAUCGUGUAAAAAGUGACUACCAUACAUUACGCUUCUAAGAUGGGAAGAGGUCAUUUCAUACUACAGCAACAGCUUAGCCCAAGAAGAAAUCAGACAGGAAAGACCUCCUCAAAAGCCUCAAAACAUGUAAUUCUUUUUUUUUCUUAACCUUUACCUUCCAUCUUAGAAUUAAUAGCGUGUAUCGGUUCCAAGGCAGAAGAGUGCUAAGGGCUAGGUAUUGGGGGUUAAGUGACUUGCCCAGGGUCUCACAGCUAGUAAGUAUCUGAGGUCAGAUUUGAAUCUAUCUCCAGGCCUUGUUUUCCAUUCAUUGAGCCACCUAGCUGCCCCCAAGCCAUGUAAUUCAAUGAAGAAAAUGGAAAAUUAAGUAGUAGGAGUUAUGAAAAAUUCAUGCUUUUCAUUUCCUCCCCAGGGCAGUGGGCUUUUAGGAAAAACAGCUUUUAGAUUUCUAACUGCUUUGAGAUCCCCACCUAAAAAGGUGGCAUCUAAGUAGAAACUAUGAUGCUAAAGUAAAAAGUGAGAGAAGGAGAAACCAGCAUUUCUGAUUCUCGUUCAUCAGUUCAGCCUCUGCCGAUGACUCUGCAGUGAUGUGAGCUGAUGGCGUCUCUCUGUUCCAGCCACUUGGUUUCAAGGAUAUCUCCAGGGUCCUUUUCACCAGGCUUCCCACAGAGGCAUAGGGAUCCAAGGAGCCCUGGGGUGGGGGGAAAGCUGUUCAUUUGUUAAGCUUAUAUAUGCAAGACAGCAUGGAAACUGCAAAGAUGAACAAGGCAGACUCCUGCCCUUAACACAUGAACCAGCCACACAAACGACUGCUGUUCCUCCAGGCCCCAGGGAUGGCUGCUUCCCUGCCCCAAAUUUGUCCUUGGGUCAAAAAGGGAUUCUCAGUGAUGUUCCAUUUGCAUCUUUUAUGACUUUAAAGAUGGCUUCACAAAUGGCCCAUAUGAUGCUAUGCCUUCUAUUGCCCAAGAGUGAAGGUUUUAUUUGAAAUAUAGAAAAUGCCAAUUUUUUUUUUAUUUGUCCCAGCAUAGAAAUGAAUUCUCUAUGGAGCCUUGUAGCAAAAUGAACCCGAAAGCCAAUUUUGAUCAAAGGAAUUCUAUUUCCUCAUUGAUUUCUAUUAUUAAAUUGAAAAUGUUUUGUUAAAAAAAUUAUCCAAUAGAAUAAGUUUCAAAAUAUUUUUGGUAAGAAGGAUUCAUGUCUGGGCCUGGGCCUGAGCAGCCUGCAUGACAGCACUGUUCUAACUCUCCUUCUACUACUUCCUUGGCUUCUCACCUACCCCGAUUUUCCUAGACUCCACAAGUCUCCAAAGCUGGGAGCUGCUUGGAUUUUACUCUUGCGUCUCCCAGAACUUAGAUUUCCUUAUGUAUCUGCUUAUUUGUUUAAUGUCUAACUGUGAGCUGAGAUACGAUAUCAGACUGUUCGAGUGGAAGCUACCUGAGGGAAAGGACCAUUUUUAGAUUCCUCUAUCCGUCACAGAACACAAGCUCUUACACACAGCCCAUAAUUCAUAAAUAUUUGUUCUAUGAAUGAGCCCUUUUUUUUCUCAACAAGGACUGCAUUAGAAUGUAGAAUGUGCUCCAGGCUAAAGUCUGAAGUCUGGAUGUAGGAAAAGUGAAUUAAUGCCCUGAUGUAUAGAGUUGCAGGUCUGAGAUUCUGUAAAAAGGCCAUAUAAAGAUAGCAUAUAAUUAUGAGAUAUUUAGUUCCGAAGGAUGGGGAGCAGGAAACAAAUCAACUCCACAUAAAUCACUGGACCCUAAUACAUGGAAUGGGAUCCCUAGGGACCUGUUUUAGCACCCUGAGACAAGCAAUUCUAAUUGACAAACAUUUAUUAAGCACCGCCAUAUAUACCAACAAUAGCAUUUUCUAACUCAGACUCAAAGAAUGAGAUAAAGAGAGAGAAUCAGGACCCCAGGUCUUUAAUGUUGGGAUUAUUGAAGUAUAGGACCCCCUGCCUUAUUACAGUAUUCAAGAGUUACUGAAUUACAGUGAAUACUGACAAGGUUGAAAUAUUGUACGUUGACUUUGUAGGACUUGACUUGUUUUUUCAAAAUGGCACCCAGAAUCUGAAAGAGGCUCGUACAGCUAAACUGGCCUUUUGGGUAAAAAUGCCAUGUAGGUUCAAUAAUUGUGCUUCUUUCCUAACCCAUGAAAGCCCCUUUCAAUAGAUAACUUGUUUAGUCAUCAAAUUCAGAAGUGGAUAGAAUAUAGAUAACCAAAAUUCACUGAUAACCCUCAAAAUUCAUUUUAGCUCAUUGGUCAAGACCUUUUUCUUUGAUAUUUUCUUUCAAAAUCUGCUGAGACAAUAAUAUUGAUAGGAGUGCCCGUUCCUCUUUCUGCCUCUACCUAUACUUUUGACAUUAGGGGACAUGACAAGGAAAUGGCCAAAAAGUAGAAAGGAGAGAAAGUGAGAGAACCUCUGGAAAUAGUUGGGAAUUUUAAAAAUCUCUAUCCAGAUACCAUAGAUUCAGUGGCAAUGUGUUUGUCUUCUUCAUUAAUAUACGUAGCAAGCCCAAGAGCCACAAUACAGUCUUAUAAAGUUAAUUUCCUCAAGCUACUUACUGUCCAAGUCAGAAGACAAUAUUGGGCAGUCAAACAGUGGGACCUCAAUCUAGAAAGUGCCUAAUUUUCUAAUUGAUAGUAUCCCCAGAGUUCAUUUAUAAGUCAAUUGCAAAAUACAUUUUCCCCUGAAAUAAUCACAUUUGAGUGGCAGUUUGGAUCCCAGACCAUCCUGAUUAACCAAGGAAUCUCAGACCCGUAGUCCAGGGCUACUCCAGAGCUUUGCAGAAUUCAAAUUAUAUUACAGAGCCUUUUUGUGAAGAGAAACAAAUGUGGAGAUAAUAGUUACUUAAAUUUUUAAAAAUACAAUUUGAGUUUGAGACCACUGAGUUAACCUAUAAUGUAGCUGUAGUAGUACUAGUCAGCACUCGGAGUACUACCUUGAAUUCUGGGUCCUGGUGGCAGGGAGACAUGUGAUAGAAAAAUAAGAAAAGAAAAAUAUCCUCUCUCUUUCCUGGGCUGAUCAUAGGCAAAGGUUUAAACUCAGCUUGUCUUUGGGGCCAUCUCAUCUCCCUUUUAAAAUCCCUCUUCUACCCUCGCUAGAGGGCACCAGCCCCUUGUUUUGUCCCCUCAUGCAUCCCCAAGACCCCCAAUACAUCGAUCUACAUGCUAUGGUAGCCUACCUUCUCUCUCAAGCACUCAAAUGAAAACGCCUCAUCUCAGCUAGUUCUUAGAAAGACAGUCAUCUUAUGGAACAAAUAGGGUUGCACUGUAAGCCUCUCUGAGACAGCUCUUGCCAUUUUUAAGAGAGGAUGCUCGUUAACACAAAGGAUUUUCUAAUUAGCAGGAGAACAUAAUAAAAAGAAAUGAGAAAUUCAAGUAAGGUAAGAAAGGAUAUUUUGACCAACAGUGGCUGCCAAAUAAAUAGGCUCAUGCUGGCUGGGAUCUCAGCUGGGGGACUAAGUGAGCUCCCCUAAGUCCUUCCUAUUUUUCCUAGGUCCCCUUCAUCCAUUUUUGAACCCACAAAUUCUCCCAAAUAUAUUCAAGAGCUCCCAUGGCAAACAGGCUAGGUAUUCCUGCCUUGGGUGAAGGAGUAGGGACAGGGAAUGAGCCAGGACAGUGCUGAUUCUGCUGGGGAAGCUCUAGUCAGUCCCCUACUCUUUCCUCUCAGAAGUCCUGGAGUCAUCAGGUCCCAGACAAUUUCAGAUCUUUGAGUGAGCUGUCAAGUUGCUGACAAAGCCCAGCAUCUUUUCACUGCUGAUCAAUUCAGUCAUUAAUUAGAAAGCUAAUUGUUUAGUGAAUUCCAAAGAGCUUUAGAACUCCCAGCCUCAUCUCCCUGCUAACAAAGUUGUUAAUAUUGUGUCUUAAAAGUUUAAAAAAAUGCACAUGUUGAAACCGUAUUUGUCUCUUUUUUCCCUUCUAAUGACAUCAGUUAGCACAGCAGGCAUUGUAGCAUCAUAGUCAUUCUGUUUUUGUUAACAUGCAAAUAACAGCCACUACAUUCUGAGAAAGAACCCAUAGCCUUGAAAUUGCAAGAAUCAGAAACUCCUGGAUUUCUGUCCUCAGAGAAUUGUGCCAUUAAUGCUAAGACUAACUAUGAUCAUGAAGAAUGUGGUAGCCAUCCACGACUGCUCUGGGGAGGGAUCCACCUACGACCCUGAGAUCAUCAUCCCCAACCAAUAGAAAACAAAGGGUUGGCUCUUCAUUAUUUACUCAUUUUGAAAAUUAAACUAGAUUACAACAAAAUGGAAAUGAAAACUAUUUUCAUGCUGCUAAUAAAUCUGCAUUUUUCUUUGCAGAAAAUAACUUUGGUUUCAAGAUCCAAAGGUUGCUUUGUGAAAAUGAGCAGAAUGGGAAUUUGCAAACAUUCAAAAAUAGUUUUCAAAAGUGAAUCCUAUUAAAGCAACUGUAUUAUGCAAAUUAUGUGCAUAACUGCAUGGUUUAUCCUGGUUGAGUUAUCUCUGCAAUAGUUAAAGAGCAGGCCAGGUUCUUAUUACUUAAAACUUGACUCUAACAAGUCUAAAAUUACACAGGAAUGGGGAGAUAGCAUCCGAUUCCGUGAAACCGGGUCUCUUGAAAAGGUCAAAUCUGCUCUACUUAUUCCAUCAAUGAUGAAAAGAGCAGAAGAGAAAAAUGGAGUCUGCAAGAUGGGGUGGCUCAUUUAAACUCCAAAAUAAUGGCCAUAUCAGUGAAGCUGAGGGGUGUUUGAAUCCCCUCGAGAAACCCUGAUUAAUUCUAUACUGAUAUGGCAAGGUGAAUGUCACUGUAAAGAACAGGGUUAUUUUACACAGAUCAAGUGGAUUCCCAGCCAAAAUAGCCAACUCCUGGCAAUUUCCCCAGUUACAAUUGGGACAAAUUAGUGAGCUAUGUGUUAGCGUAAGCAUAACUGAGGUGCCCUGGCAGCCAAAGAUGUGUGGAAUUUUGCUAUUUUAAGCAAUCUAGAGACAAAGUAUGGAUGAAGACAUGGGGAUAACUUUAAUCCAGUUGUAUCUCUUCUUGCCACAACAGACAUAUUCUUGAAAAGUUGUGUGUAAAUCAAAUUUAUAUAAGGCAAGAACCAAAAAAAAUUCUCUUAUUGAUUUAUUUACACAUUGAUUUCGAAGAUCCUUUUUCUUAUUUUCUGAAUGGUCUUCCAUUGGCAAUGGCAUCUGUAAUGACUUAGCAUUAAGUUUCACAGUCCAUCCUCAUCUCCAUCCCCAGUGUCUCUCAAGUGCCUAACACUCUGAAAAACACUCACACACACUAAAAUCGUACAAAGAGUCUGGAAUUAUGUAGCUGAUAAUCCUCACCCUGAGACAUCUGGCACGGGUACCGUUAACUGAAAGGAGCAUCACAGAGGCUCCUGAGUUUUCCCAAUAUUUGUUGCCUCCUUCUAGCCCCAGCCCUGUAAAGUGAUGAAGCAAACUUGUCAAGAAAGAACUCACAGUAGAGACCCUCAAAAAUAGUGAAUUUAAACAAAAAAUAGGCAAAAUCUUAAAAUGCAAAUUUCAAAUGAAAAUGUAGAUGGAUUGAGUUGAUUUUCAAAAUUCAAAUGUCUUUCCAACCCCACCACUUUUUUUUUUUGUUAUCUUUUUUCCAAGCAGGAUAAACUAUAAAGAUGAAAUUUCUGCAUAUAAAGUCAUACCUAGUAAACCAUUUGGAGAAAAAAAAAAGUCCUCUUCAAAAAAUACCCUACCUUUUUCUUACAAACAAAUUUCUGUUUUUCCAGAUAAGCCAGGGAAAUUUGUUUAAGGACAAGACACUACAGCCUGCCUCAAGGAAGAGUUCAUUUGUCUAAACUCUGCCUCCUGCUUUUUGGGGCCCCUGGCUACUGGCUGUGGAUUUGAUUGAGUUCCCAUAGGAAGACCAAAGGCAGUCCUUGGUUCCUUUUCUGCUGUAGUACAGGAUAAUUCCAUACCCUAUUCUAGACAUAGUCAUUUGGAAGCUUGGUUGUGGUUUCUGGUGAUUUCUCACUAAGAGACUUCCACGUUGAAAUCUGAGAUUCAGCGCUGGGAAUUAAAAACCAAAGUGUGUCCUCAAAGAUUGGUAUCUCAUGGCUUGGUCUCCUCUCAAAUCAGUUUUCAUUCUUUUCUGAUGCUGCCCAGUCUAGCAAAUGGAUUUUAUACAUCUGGAUUGACUAAAUGAUGUACUUUUAAGAAGAAAACCAUCAUUUCAGUUCUAGUCCUGAAAGCAGUCAUAGUUAAUUGCUUCAACCCCCCCCCAAAAAAAGGUGAAAUAUCAUUGGUGUUUCCCUUCUAUCAAGCUCCAUGAGCCCACUCCACUUGAAAACACUCCCGUUCCCAGAAGAUUCCCACCUAUGGCAUUCUUCCUUUGGAGGAAGCUGGAACCAAGUAAUUCUCUUAAAUAUUUUUGGAUAUUCAAAUCUUAAGGAGAGAAAAGUAUAACUAACCAUCCUGAAAUAUUGACAAUACCUUUGUACUGUAUAUUUUGCCUAGGUUGCUAAAAGCAAUGAAAUAAUCACUCUGGUUUCUUUACCUGUCACCUGACAUUGUGCAUGCUGGGUUUUCUGUAGCAGUUGGAGCUAACACCACCGUAGGGCAAAUUGUACCUAUGAGAUACAGCUGGCCCCUCACAGAAGCUUCAGGGGGCACUAUGUGUAGCCUGGUAGACCAUGUAAUUAACAACUAUGCUUGUUGAUGUUUUCUAGACAUGCUUUUUUGAAGUUUUGUUGGUUGAUUUUGUUUUGUUUGGAAACUUUGCUUUUCAAGUUAUCGAGGAGCGGCUUAGAAAUAAAAAAAACAACAACUUGGGAUCUAUGUUCAGCUCAAACUGAGCAUUUUAAGGCAAUUUAGAAAAUGAUGGACUGUUUCUUCUCUAAAUAAAGUUUUGCUUAUUGUCAA